Ricinus communis (castor bean) is the source of this 2573-nucleotide messenger RNA. RefSeq lists its product as uncharacterized. The record is from RefSeq and is a predicted model, not a curated record. The transcript has 6 exons. Bases 402 to 2486 code for a protein of 694 amino acids. Lineage: Eukaryota; Viridiplantae; Streptophyta; Magnoliopsida; Malpighiales; Euphorbiaceae. Gene Ontology annotation, cellular component: SCF ubiquitin ligase complex. Gene Ontology annotation, biological process: SCF-dependent proteasomal ubiquitin-dependent protein catabolic process.
CUGCCAGUACAAACACAGCUUCUGUGUUCCUCUAGGGAUGCAUCUAUUUCCUUCCAUCAGGAUGUGUUGCAGCUGAUUUUUUCCCCUAAAAUUAAUUGUAUUAGCCAUUCAGUAUAAUUAUGUCUCUAACAUAAUUAAGUCAUUAAUUCUUAUUUAAGAAAACAAAAGCGCAGUGAAUAUAUAGUUUCAAGCGGGUUCGGAGAAAACCAAUUUAUAUGUAUAUAAUUUUCAUAUUUUAAGCGGGAAGUAUAUAUGUAAUAAGCACCCGGAAACAACUCAGGAACAAAAAGAAAAAAGUGGAGAAAUUCGUGCCAGUCGUGCCAGUCCGCAGAAUAAUAAAUCAUAAAAAUUGAACUUUUAAGAAAGAAGAAAGCAACUGAGUCUCUGUAUUUCUGUUAGGUAUGAGGAAGACAGAAAAAGGAAUGGGAGACGAGGACGAGGAGAAACUUUCAAAGAUGGGUUUAGGGAAAGAAAAGGAAGGAUCGAAUCUUGAUAUGAAUUUUUCAGAGUCCUUUUCUGAACCAGGGUUUCAAGAUUCUGGUAAAAAAGUCAUGGGUUCUGAAUUUUUUGAUCAUUUAGUUGAUGAUCGUGGUAAAGGUAGCAGUUCUAGUUCUGAAGGUGAUGUUGAAUCGAGAGAGACAAGAAAAUACACUAAUGAAGAAAAGGCAGAGGGUAAAAUUGAUGAUUAUGAUUAUGAUGAUGAUAAUAUAGUGGAUAAUAAUAGUAAUCUUGAUCUUAAUCUUAGGCCUGAUGAACUCGACGCUAGUUAUGCUCUUCAACUUUUGUCGAAGAUAAUGCAUAGAGAAGUUACGGCAGUCAAUCAAGAAUCGAGCAGAUACCUCAAUCAAGAAACAAGCAGAAACAUCAAUCAAGAAUCGAGCAGAAACCUCAAUCAAGAAACAAGCAGAAACAUCAAUCAAGAAUCGAGCAGAAACCUCAAUCAAGAAACAAGCAGAAACAUCAAUCAAGAAUCGAGCAGAAACCUCAAUCAAGAAUCAUACAGAUACCACAAAGAUGAAUUAAGGAGUAGGCAUGAAUAUAUUUUAAGCAAUGUUGCAGAGCAUUUUGCACAUCCUGGAAUACAUAACGAAGUAAUUAAAAGGAAAUCGAGUGAAGUUGACAAAGAAUUAGAUGAUUCUCAAAGUCCUUUUUCGCUUGCAAUGGAACUAGUCAAGAAGAGGAAUUUUAGUCAAAGUGUUGAUAAUGAGUCUUCGAUCAAAUGGCUGCCUGCACAAAACAAAGGACAUUACGUAUCUAGUCACAAUGUGCCUAAACUGAUGGACCUUUGCCUCAAUGUUCUUGCUACUAAUGCUGAUAAAAUUGUGUCACUUGAAAAUGUUCCUGAUGAUUUAAGACAUAGACUUUGUAAGAUGGUUAGUGAUCGUAGAAAAAUGGAUGCGCACUUCGUUGAACUUCUUGCAAGGGACUCUCCCACUGAGAUUCGUGUUUGGGAUACCUCACAGCUGACAGAAGAUGACUGUAUCAAAAUUUUUUGUGCAUGUGAUACUCGGAACUUGACAGUGCUACAACUUGAUCUUUGUGGACUAUGUAUACAUGAACAUGUAUUGCGUCGCAUUUUAGCUGGGCCUUUGUGCAGACUUCAUAAAUUAGCCACCAUCUCUCUAAAGGGUGCAUUUCGUCUAUCAGAUGCUGGGCUAAGUGCACUGGCAAAGUCUGCACCUGGAUUACUGUCCAUAAAUCUGAGUCAGUGCUCUCUUCUCACCUCUGAUGCUAUCAAUGAUCUAGCUAUUCAUAUGAAAUCUACAUUAAGGGAGCUAUAUAUAGAUGAUUGUCAGAACAUAAAUGCCAUGCUUUUUUUACCUGCACUGAAGAAAUUCAAGCACCUAGAAGUGUUGUCAGUAGCAGGCAUUCAGACUGUUAGUGAUGAUUUUGUAAUUGGACUGGUCGAAGCAUGUGGCAUGAAUAUGAAAGAGCUUGUUUUGGCUAAUUGUGUGGAAUUGACUGAUUUAUCACUUAAAUGUGUGGGCAAAACUUGUCCCAAACUGUGUGCCCUUGACCUUUCACACCUGCACAAUUUAACAGAUUCAGCGUUACAAUAUCUAGCCAACGGUUGCCGAUCAAUUUGUAAAAUCAAACUUUGCCGCAAUGAUUUCAGUGAUGAAGCCAUUGCUGCCUUCUUGGAAGUGUCUGGAAUGUCUUUAAAUGAGCUUUCACUGAAUAAAAUCAGUAAGGUUAAUAUGAACACUGCCUUAUCAAUUGCCAAAUGUUUGAGAAAGUUGUUGAGUUUGGACUUAUCAUGGUGCCGCAAAUUAACGGAGGAGGCACUGGGACUGAUUGUUGACAGUUGCCCAGCACUGAAGGUGUUCAAACUCUUUGGUUGCACACAGGUUACAGAUGUUUUUCUAAAACGCCACUCCAAUUCCCAAGUGCAUAUCAUUGGAUGUCAAACAUUACCGUUUCUGAAACAUAUGGAUGCACUGGGACAUCAACAAGCUCCAUUACAGUACUCUCCAUUGGUCACAUAAUUUUGCUAAAAGUGCUAUUAUUUACUCCUCUGUUGUACAGAACAUUCCAGUUUCUUUCUAUAAGAGACAUCUUCGGUUCUUGACCCA